Molecule: messenger RNA, 1513 nt
Organism: Oryzias melastigma (Indian medaka)
Lineage: Eukaryota; Metazoa; Chordata; Actinopteri; Beloniformes; Adrianichthyidae
Gene: popdc1
Product: blood vessel epicardial substance
Cellular component (GO): sarcolemma
Molecular function (GO): cAMP binding
Source: RefSeq, a predicted model, not a curated record
CUCCCACCAAGGCACUUAGGAUGUCCUCUCCCACACAACUCUCCUCAGUCAUGGUCACUGUGAUGCCGAUAUUCCCCUCAUCCAUGCCAGUGGGGUCUGUGGAGCCUAAUACUACGUCCUGUCAACAGUGGCAGCAGUCUCACCACCUGUUCUUCCACCUGGGGAACUUGUCACUGUUGCUGGGUUUGAUCCUUCCCACCACACUGGAUCUGCACAUGAUCCUGCUGCGCCUCUUUCUAAUGACAGGAUGCAGCCUCUUCAUCGCCUGGGCAACACUGUACAGAUGCAACCUGGAUGUGUUGGUGUGGAACGUGAUCUUUCUGCUGGUCAACUUCAUGCACUUCUUUUUUCUCUUGUACAAGCGCAGACCAAUCAAAAUCGACCGGGAGCUCCGGCUGGUCUACAAGCGACUGUUUAAGCCUCUCCACGUUCAGGAGGCGCUUUUCCAGAGGCUGACAGGACAGUUCUGCACAAUCCAGACACUGAAAAAGGGCCAGGCCUACGCUGUUGAGGACAAGACCUCUGUGGAUGAACGCCUCAGCAUUCUACUUAAAGGAAAGAUGAAAGUCUCGUACCGAGGACAUUUCCUGCACAACAUCUACUCAAACUCUUUCAUUGACUCACCAGAAUUCAGGUCCACAGAGAUGCACAAAGGAGAGAAGUUCCAGGUGACCAUCAUGGCAGAAGAUAAUUGUAAGUUCCUGUGCUGGUCCAGGGAGAGGCUGACAUACUUCUUGGAAUCUGACACCUUCCUUAAUGAGGUCUUCCGAUACCUGGUUGGCAAAGACAUUACCAACAAGCUGUACUCCCUCAAUGAUCCUAAGCUCAGCGACAAGGCGGUGAAGAAGAUGGACCGUCAGCCCAGCCUGUGUUCUCAGCUGUCCAUGAUGCAGAUGAGGAACAGCAUGGCUAGCACCAGCGACACUGAUGACAUCCUCAAUCAGAUCCUGCGAGGGGGGUCUACUGAAAAGUCACCUGUUGCCAAGUCGUCUGCUAAAAUGAAGCGGAUAGAGGAGGGGAUGGAGGACAACGUCUUUGAAGAAUCGGUUCCCGACCACCAUUUAGAGAACACUUCAGCUGAGGAGUAGGACAGCAGGGGACCCACUGAUGCUUUUAUGAUUCUGCAGUUAAUUCAAACCCAACUAUGAAGACACUGAAGACAGGAGAAGCUCGAUUUGGGAGUCAGCCUAUCUAAGGAAUGGUUUCUUUAAGUUGUGAAACAAAAUAUGGUUUCUUUAGUGACACUUUUAGCCUAUGACUCAACUGUUUGGCAAAGUCUGCAAAUAGUGAAGAGCUUGUUAAGCAGCAGUUUGUGUUUCAGCAUAUGUUGAUUUGUCACAUUUGUGUUUUAUUCAAAUGUUCAUUUUUUAACUUUCUCAUAUCUCACUGUAACUUCAUAUUAAGAAAAAUCAACAGAUAUCUGUCUUCACUUCAAGUCACUUUCACAUGUUGCUAAGACAACCCAUGUAAAAGAAAAGAUAUCACGUGUUAAAAUAAAGGAACUGAAAACAAA